Messenger RNA from Rangifer tarandus platyrhynchus (Svalbard reindeer), 8040 nucleotides. Lineage: Eukaryota; Metazoa; Chordata; Mammalia; Artiodactyla; Cervidae. The record is from the annotation of a GenBank genome assembly.
AUGGUUCCCAGCAGUAAAAACGCUGAUGAAAUUAACAAAACUGCCUUCCAGAAGAAGUGCAGAAUGAGUACAUGUUGUUGGUGUACCCCAGGUGGUACUUCCACCACUGACUUCCUGCAACGCUAUGCAUCCAAGACCCGCUCCAGUGAAUUUCAGACAGCUGAUGAAGACCUCUGCUACUGCUUGGAGUGUGUGGCUGAGUACCACAAAGCAAGGGACGAAUUGCCAUUCUUACAUGAGGUUUUAUGGGAAUUAGAAACCUUACGUCUCAUAAAUCACUUUGAAAGAUCCAUGAAGGCAGAAAUUGGAGAUGAUGAUGAGUUAUAUAUAGUAGACAACAACGGAGAGGCACAGCUGUUUGACUUCACUGGCCAAGACUUUGAAAAUAAGCUUCGAGUUCCUCUUCUUGAAAUACUGAAAUAUCCAUAUCUGCUUUUACAUGAGCAUGUCAAUGAAUUAUGUGUUGAAGCACUUUGCCGGAUGGAACAAGCUAAUUGCUCCUUUCAAGUUUUUGACAAACAUCCAGGGAUCUAUUUAUUUUUGGUUCAUCCCAAUGAAAUGGUUCGGCGUUGGGCUAUCCUGACUGCAAGAAACUUGGGGAAGGUGGAUAGAGAUGAUUACUAUGACUUACAGGAGGUUUUGACUUGCCUUUUUAAAGUUAUUGAGUUGGGACUUCUAGAAAACCCAGACAUUUAUACUUCUUCUGUCCUUGAGAAGGGUAAACUGGUUCUUCUGCCUUCACACAUGUAUGAUACUGCCAACUACAAAAACUAUUGGUUAGGUAUUUGCAUGCUGCUGACCAUUCUUGAGGAGCAAGCCAUGGAUUCACUGUUGCUGGGCUCAGAUAAACAGAAUGAUUUUAUGCAGUCAAUACUUCACACCAUGGAGAGGCAAUCAAAUGAUGAUAGUGUGGAUCCUUUCUGGCCAGCGUUACACUGUUUCAUGGUGAUUCUGGAUCGCCUUGGAUCUAAGGUCUGGGGUCAACUUAUUGAUCCUAUUGAAGCAUUUCAAACCAUUAUAAACAACGUGAGCUACAAUAGAGAGAUCCAGAAUAUACGGAAUAGCUCUAUGAGGACCAAGUUAGAGCCGGAGUCAUAUUUGGAUGAUAUGGUGACUUGCAGCCAGAUUGUAUACAAUUACAAUCCUGAAAAGACCAAAAAGGAUUCAGGGUGGAGAUCAGCCAUUUGCCCUGAUUAUUGUCCUAACAUGUAUGAAGAAAUGGAAACAUUAGCUAACGUGCUCCAGUCAGAUAUUGGUCAGGACAUGCGUGUUCAUAACAGCACAUUUCUGUGGUUCAUCCCUUUCGUGCAAUCCCUCAUGGACCUGAAGGAUCUGGGUGUGGCUUACAUAGUGGAGGUUAUUCACCAUCUAUACUCUGAAGUCAAAGAUGUUCUCAACCAGACAAACGCUGUGUGCGACAAAGUCACUGAGUUUUUCCUUCUGAUUUUGGUGUCCGUGAUUGAACUGCAUAGAAAUAAAAAAUGUCUACAUUUGCUGUGGGUUAGUUCCCAGCAGUGGGUGGAGGCUGUGGUGAAGUGUGCCAAGCUCCCGACCACAGCGUUUGCACGGAGUUCUGAGAAGUCAUCUGGAAACUGUUCCAAAGGCACAGCAAUGAUAUCGUCCCUGUCGCUGCAUUCGAUGCCCUCCAACUCUGUGCAGCUGGCUUGUGUGCAGCUGAUUAGAAGUCUCCUGAAAGAAGGCUAUCAGCUUGGGCAACAGACACUCUGUAAGCGGUUCUGGGAUAAGCUCAACUUAUUCCUGCGAGGAAAUUUAUCUUUAGGUUGGCAGUUGACUAGUCAGGAAACCCAUGAGCUACAAACUUGUUUAAAGCAAAUUAUUAGGAACAUAAAAUUCAAAGUACCUCAAUGUAGCACUUUUGUGGAUCUGAAUCCAUGUAAGACGCCUCCUUCAUCUUAUAAAGAAGAAAGUGAACAAAUGGGGAAGAAGUCUGAAAAAGAUGGGCACUGUCUGGAAAAUUCCAGCCCAACAUUUUCUAAAGAACCGAUGAAAGCUGAUACUUAUCAAGUGCAAGAGAGUAUUUUGAGCAAAGCAAAUAAUGCCAUAGAAGAGAAUAAAGAGCCAUAUUAUAUAAAAGAUUUGAAACUAGAAGACCACCUGUCAGCUGAGUCAUGUUUGAAGCUGAGUAGUAAAAACCUUGCCUGUGAAAGAGUUCAAAAUCAAGUUAAAAUAAGUACAGGGAAAUAUAAAUCUGUAAAAGAGAAUUCCUCAUAUACCCCACAGAAUGGUACUUUAAGAAGUGGUCCAGAAAAAGUAUUUGACAGAGGAAUAAUAAUAUCAAGGCACUUGUUGACUGUUUCUAGCACAGACUCUCUGGAAAAAGUGUCUGCCUCUAAUGAGGACUUCUCUUUAAAGGAUGUUGGUCUUGGCAAAAGCUCAAAAGCAAAAUCCAAGACACAUAAAGAUGGAGUGUGUGCUAAGUUGUCACAUGUAAUAAAAAAGCAACACAGGAGAAGUAUCAGUUUAGAGGAAAACCUGACUGUGUCUAGCAUUGAGAGUUUCUAUUCAAAGAAAGAUACAGGAGGUCAGAAAGGAGGUGGAAACAUAUGCAAUCCUUCUUUAGUCCCAAAUGGUAUUCUGGAUGAUAAAAAUGGAGAACAAAAAUCUCAAAGCUGUUUACUGCUGAGAAAGAAAGAAGUAAAGAAAGAAAAGUUAGAUAUUUUCUCUACCCCUGAAAAUAGUUGUCAAAUACAGGAAUCUCAUGUUGAUACCAAAGAUUUGGUGUCACUCACAGAAAUGACCAACAUUUGCAUGACGAAAGCAUCUCCCUUUAAAGAGCCUGUGGCUGGUCAUGAAUUGAGAGAUAGGAAAAUUAGUAGGAGCACUGAUUCGUUUUCUUCUAAUUUAAGAGAACAGGACCUUAGCAGCAGUCCACAGCCUGACACCUUAACAGAUUCUCAGGUAGACAGAGACCUCCACAGAUUAUCUUUAAUAGCUCAAGCCAGUGUUACUAAGUUCCCAUCAGAUUCAACUCAAAAAAGUUCAUCCCAGAUACAAAGGAAAGUAAAAGAUGAGAAAAGAUGGUUCACAGCAAACCAAAAUAUCAGGGAAACCUGCCGUGCACAGGUUAUUAUUAUUUCAGAUUCCGAUGACGAUGAGGAGGAAAGAAUUCUGGGUUUGAAGAAACACAUGAAAGAGAUCAAAGCAUGCAUUGAGAAAGAAUGUCCAGAGCAACAUACUUCAAUAGCUAACACAAAUGUGGAACAGAAGGUAAUAAAGGAAGAAAAUCCAGUGUCCCUUUUGCAGUUUGAGGAAUCUGAUUCUCAGUUUUUUGAGUUUGAGACUCCAUGUGAAGUGUUUUCAGUUUGGCAAGAUGAGAAACCAGACAAGAAUUCAGCUCAAGAGAAUGAAAAAAAUCUAUGCUUGACUCAUGUGGGUGAUACUGCAAAUGAUUGGGGUUAUGAGACAGAUUAUGUAUCUGAAGAGGUCAUUAAAAAGGUAGCAGAGAACUUUGAAGAGUGCACAAAAGCACAUAGUAGUAGUACUUCUGUUGAGAACUUUUGUGAAAUUGAAGUAAAAAAACCCAAGAGAAGACGAUAUGAAAAACCUAUAGCUGAAGAUCCUCUAAGGCCUUCUUCAUCUUCUGUCAAAAAUGAGGACCAGUCUGAUACUAACAAGGGAAAUCUGAGUGAAAAUGAUUUUAAAGGUGUAGACACAAGGUCUACAGUUCCCAGUUCAAGUGUUCAGAGAAACGCUGCGGUUUCCCCAAAGAAGUCUCCUCCAAAGCCUCGCACGUAUUCCAGACCUGUCAGGAAAGUUCCAGUGGUUAAAACUUCUAAGAAAUCCCAUUCAGAUACCAAGAAAGGGCAGAGUAAAAGCUCCCAUUACAUAAGCUGUAGAACAACUCCUGCUAUUGUGCCGCCAAAGAAAUUGCGCCAGUGUCCUGAACCAACUUCAACAGUUGAGAAACUUGGCCUGAAAAAGGCCCCUCGUAGGGCAUUUGAAUUGUCCCAGCGAUCUUUAGAGUGUAUAGUUCAGCUGCGUGACCAUGGCAAAACUGUUGGAGUAGUGGAUACCCGGAAGAAGACGAAGUUAAUUUCUCCUCAGACUCUCUCUGUCAGAAAUAAUAAGAAACUGCUAACGAGUCAAGACCUUCAGAUGCAAAGGCAGAUGAGAUCCAAAUCGCGGCGAAACAGACAAGAACGUUUCGAUUGUCAAAGUACAGAUAUGACACGAGCAGGGCCACAUGCCGCACAGAGUUCUAUGCCAGAAUCAAAUAAGUCAGAUUAUAGUCAUAAUGGAGGAGCCGAAGUAACUGCUAACAAUAAGGGAAAACAGUUAAUAACUUGUCAGUCUUCUGAAACAGAACCCGUGAAAGCAAACCAGUGUAAUCCUGUCAUGGUAAAUGGAAGAAUAGCAACAAAUGAAGUCAUUGUUCCUACCUCAGAGGACCCAUUAGGCAGAGGUGACCUGACAGUUCAUCGUUUAGAGGUGGCGACUUUGAAAGAGGGAGAGCCUGAAUUCAGCAGUGACAUAGAGGAAGAUAAUAUAUUUUUAACACAGCGUGACCCUGAAGACAUGGAUUUAUGUUCACAAAUCGAGAGAGAGGAUGAUAAACUCAUUGAAGUCAUUCCUGGAAAAGAUACAAUCCAGGGAGAGGAAGAUUGUGUGGGUCGGCCUCAGUUGGAAUCUUUGGGUAGCACAAAAUGUAAGUACAAAGAUUGUGUUGAAGCUCUGAAAAACCCGGGUGAGUACUGCUCAAAACACGCAAAAACUAAAGCCACAGAUGAAGAUGUAUUUCGUAAACCGGGCUUGCCUCUGUCUGUAUCAAAACGUUCGAGACCUUCCACGACCAAGGUUUUUAGUUCAAGCAGUACUUCACGGAUUGCUGGUCUCUCCAAGUCUUUGGAAAGUACUGCAGCCCUCCCAUCAUCUCUGAAAAAUAAGUCAAGUGGGGCACAGUCUGUUCUGAAAGGACCACAGCCUCCCCUUCUGGUGUCUCUGAAGCCAGUGGCUGAAGUGAAAGGUCUGUGCAAUGUUUUCCCUGCUCAGACUCCAGAUAACUCCAACAGGCAAGGUUCAAGCGUUCCAUUUGGGGAAAACAGAUCUUUUUUGACUUCCUCUCCAGUAAACAUUCUCAUGUCACCACAGUCCAUCUGUGAUACUUUCGUAAAAGAGGUCUUGAAAUGGAGAUACGAGAUGUUUGUGAACUUUGAUCAGUGUGGGCCCCCGUUGAGUCUGUGUCAGUCCAUCACAAGACGGGUGCCUAUCAGGUUUCAAGACUGUGGAGAUUAUUUUAGUGUGUUUUUCCCUUUGGUUUUACUGAAUACUUUUGAAACGGUGGCACAGGAAUGGAUCAACUCUCCAAACAAAGAGAAAUUCCAUCAGUUGCAUUUACGAAAAUUUCCUGGUGAUUAUAAAAAAUACUGGGAGUUUGUGGUUUAUCUUGAGGAAUGUGAACUAGCUAAACAGCUUCAUCCAAAGGAAAAUGAUUUGGUGUUUUUGGUUCCUGAAAACAAUGAGGAGAAGAAAGAUUUAGAGUGGAGUCAUCUGGAGGAUGCCUGUGAAUAUUAUUGUGGCUAUGUUCAUAAAUUCCGCCGUACUUCAGUCAUGCGUAAUGGGAAGACUGAGUGUUCGGUUUCCAUCCAGACUCAAGAUAAUUUACCAGUCAGUUUAAAUGAACUCGUGAAAUGCUUUGUAAUCAGCUCUCUGGUGACUACACAAAGGAAGUUGAAAGCCAUGUCUUUGCUGAGUGGUCGGAACCAACUGGCCAGAGCCAUUCUGAAUCCAAACCCCAUGGACUUCUGUACAAAAGAUUUACUAACUACAACAUCUGAGAGAAUUGUUGCUUACUUAAAAGAUUUCAAUGAAGACCAGAAGAAAGCGAUAGAAACUGCAUAUGCCAUGGUGAAACACUCCUCAUCAGUUGCCAAGAUCUGUCUGAUUCAUGGACCACCUGGAACAGGAAAAUCAAAAACCAUUGUUGGCAUCCUGUACCGCCUGCUGACAGAGAACCAAAGGAGGGGGCAUUCAGAUGAAAACUCCAAUGCCAAAAUCAAGCAAAACCGUGUCCUCGUAUGUGCACCUUCCAAUGCAGCUGUUGAUGAACUUAUGAAAAAAAUUAUCCUUGAAUUCAAAGAAAAGUGUAAAGACAGGAAGAAUCCUAUGGGAAACUGUGGAGAUAUAAACUUAGUACGUCUAGGUCCAGAAAAGUCUAUUAAUAAUGAGGUCCUAAGAUUCAGUUUGGACAGUCAAGUUAACCACAGAAUGAAAAAAGACUUACCGUCUCAUGUUCAGGAGAUGCACAAAAGAAAGGAAUUUCUCGAUCGUCAACUUGAUGAACUUUCCCGCCAGCGUGCUUUAUGCCGAGGUGGAAGGGAAUCGCAGAGGCAAGAAUUAGAUGGAAAAAUUGCCAGAGUUUCAAAAGAAAGGCAGGAGCUUGCUUCUAAAAUUAAAGAGGUUCAAGGACGCCCACAGAAGACCCAGAGCAUCAUCAUCCUGGAAUCGCACGUCAUCUGCUGCACGCUGAGCACCAGCGGCGGCUUGCUGCUUGAGGCGGCCUUCCGCGGGCAGGGGGGCGUCCCCUUCAGCUGCGUUAUCGUCGAUGAGGCUGGACAGUCCUGUGAAGUUGAAACACUUACUCCUCUGAUCCAUCGUUGCAACAAGCUUGUCCUGGUAGGAGACCCUAAGCAGCUCCCUCCCACAGUCAUUUCCGUGAAGGCACAGGACUAUGGCUAUGACCAGUCGAUGAUGGCCCGCUUCCACAAGCUCCUAGAGGAGAGUGUGGAGCACAACAUGAUUGGCAGGCUGCCCGUCUUACAGCUCACCAUCCAGUACAGGAUGCAUCCAGACAUAUGUCUCUUCCCUUCUAGUUACAUUUAUGACGGAACCUUGAAAACAAAUAGAGGGACAGAGACUAGUCGGUGCUCGUCUGACUGGCCAUUUCAACCCUACCUCGUGUUUGAUGUUGGAGAUGGCUCGGAAAGACGGGAUAAUGACUCAUAUGUAAAUGUUCAAGAGAUAAAACUGGUAAUGGAACUAAUUAAACUUAUUAAAGACAAAAGAAGGGACAUUAAUUUCCGAAACAUUGGCAUAAUAACCCAUUACAAGGCUCAGAAGACGAUGAUUCAGAAGGAUUUGGACAAAGAGUUUGAUAGAAAAGGGGCAGCAGAAGUAGAUACCGUGGAUGCCUUCCAGGGUCGUCAGAAAGACUGUGUUAUUGUUACGUGCGUCAGAGCAAGUGCCACACAAGGCUCAAUUGGAUUUCUGGCAAGUUUGCAGAGAUUGAAUGUCACCAUCACACGAGCCAAGUACAGCCUCUUCAUCCUGGGACACUUGAGAACCCUAGUGGAAAAUCGGCAUUGGUAUCACCUGAUUCAAGAUGCACAGAAGCGUGGAGCCAUUAUUAAGACUUGGGACAGGAACUACAGACAUGACGCGAUGAAGAUCCUGAAGCUCAAACCAUUGCUUCAAAGGAGCCUUACUCACCCUCCUACUGUUGCUCCAGAGGCAUACAGACCCCAGGGUGGCCUACCCAGCAGCAAGCAAGAUAGUGAACUCAGCAAGACAUCUUUUGCUUCUUCCCUGUACCACUCACCUUCUGAUUCCAAAGAAGCCACAGUCACUGAUGCUGCAAAGGAUCCUGAAAGGCCACCCAAUCAGGACCGGCUUCGGGACCCGAGACUGCUGCGGAGGAUGGGCUUGGCCUUGGAUGCCCAAGGAAUGAACCUCAGGGAGCCGCAGCCCUUGAGCCCCCAGCAUUCCGGAGCAGCGCCUCCUUUGGGAGCACCAAGCUGCCCUGGGAGUCCCCAGGAGCCGUGCACCAUCGGGCAGCAGGGAGUUACCCUGAACAACCACACACCUCACAUGCAGUGCGACUCUCCAGCUGCUAGUACUGACACUUCCACAAGCAAAAAAAAGUGUGAUGAGGAAGAGGGGGUGCUCGGCCACAGGAGAGAGACCAGGGCCUUGAGUGAAGGGGAUCAGGAGUGGUGGGCGAGCUCCGACACAAAGAGGAACUCAGACUGGGACGAGAGGGGCCUGGAGGAGGACAGCAUCUCGAAGAAGAGACGGGUUUUAUAG